Molecule: messenger RNA, 902 nt
Organism: Pangasianodon hypophthalmus (striped catfish)
Lineage: Eukaryota; Metazoa; Chordata; Actinopteri; Siluriformes; Pangasiidae
Gene: npm2b
Product: nucleophosmin/nucleoplasmin, 2b
Exons: 9
Coding region: 121-678 (185 amino acids)
Biological process (GO): positive regulation of DNA replication; chromatin remodeling
Cellular component (GO): cytoplasm; nucleolus; nucleoplasm
Molecular function (GO): histone binding; RNA binding; chromatin binding
Source: RefSeq, a predicted model, not a curated record
UUUAAAAAAAAAAAAAAAAAAAAAAAAAAAAAAAAAAAAAAACCCUGUAGGGCUGGUUGUCUUUUCUCUAUUUGUGUUCUGAUUGUUUCAAAGGUCAGUCAGAUUAAGAUCUGUCAGAAGAUGAGCAAAUCAGAAAAACCUCUGUCAACACUAUGGGGCUGUGAACUAAAUGAGUCAAACAAACAAGAGUCUUUCAAGACAGAUGACACAAAUCAUCAGCACCAGCUUGCAUUAAGAACAAUGUGCUUGGGUCACACUGUGAAAGAUGAGUUUAACAUAGUUGAACUGGUUACUGGGGAGGGUGAUGAUGCCAAAGGUGUGCCAAUUGCAACUCUACAUGCCAAGUCAAUGCCUACAGUCAACUUGUCUGGCUUAGACUUGCAUCCUCCCGUGACCUUUCGGCUGAAGCAUGGCUCAGGCCCGGUAUUUGUUGGUGCAGAACAUGUAGCCUUGGAAGACUAUUCAGAUGAAGAAAUGGAUGAUGAGAUGGAGGAGGAGGUGGAGGAAGAAGAGGAAGAUAUUGAAGAGUCACCUGUGAAGAAAGUUAGCAAAAAUGGUGCUGGCAAAAGAAAGAAACCAGAAAAGGGGGAAGAUGAGGGUGAAGCAUCAGAAGGUGAAAAUAAUCCCCCUAAAAAGGGAAAAGGAAAGGGUAGAAAGCCAUUGGCUGCAAAGGUUUGACCAAGCAAGAGUACCAGUUGAACAACUUGAUUCAAACAAAGUAGUCUGUAGCACUGUUCAAUUAUACCAUAGGGCCUUUCGGGGGAACAGAUUUUGAAAUUAUUAUGCUGCUUGUCUUGCUUUGCAACUAUAUCCUGGCUUUUAGUAAUAAAAUUGCAAAAGAAAUGUUUCCUAAUUGUCAGACACAAGGGGACUGUAUUAAAUGAACCUAUGUUUGUAUUGAG